AACGUCGUCGUGUGAUGUUUCCCUUUCUCCCCAUUGGCUCGCGCUAACACAUCUCCCACGAGCUCUUCAUUGCCCAACGGAAUCUCUCUCUCUCUCUCUCUCUCUCUCAGUCCUCCAUUGCCAAACCUUCAACUAAAACUUGGAGCAGUGCACCAAAAACCCAUCAGACCAACCAAGCUUCCAAAUUCUCUACUCCCAACUCUCUCAUUUUAUCUGAUUGAUAUUUGAUUGAAUCAAUGAGCUCCCUGGAUUGAAUUCAUUCGGGUCCCAUUUUUGGAGCUUACUUUGUGCCCAGCGACUCGCUUGGUUUUACAGGAAUGAGAAUUUGUGGUGAGUAACUAUGGAGAAAGAGACUCAGCGUUCGAUGUCUUUCCGCACAAACCGUAGAGGCGAGCGAAGUAAUCAUAGCUCGCAUUCUAAAGAUGUUGAAGGUGGAAAGUUGCAUCAAGAUUAUCACAUGAAGAUUGUUUGGAAGAAGGGUUUUAUUCGGUUGUUUCUUGUAGGGGGGAUCUUAUGGAUGUUUCUUAUUCUUUUCGCAUCUUUGAUUCAUAUCUGGUCCUGCCAUUCUUCUAUCACAUUUGUUUCAGGUAUGUGUAACAAAGAGAGCAAGGUUUUCACAAUGUGGAGCAACAUAGGACUUGUAUCAAACUCACAAUCCCAACACCGGUGUCCAAUUCCCGUUGUGAGCGAUCCUGAGAAAAUAGUUAUUCCAGAAGGAAGAACUCCUGACAAAAUUGUAAAAAAAUUGUCUUUUGUUACAAAGGAUGGGCAUUCAAAUAACGGAUCUCAGAGUACUCCACUGUUUGGAGGACUCGAAAGCUGGGCCCAAAGAGAAGAUAGUUUCAAGCUAAAACCAUCAAUGAAGGUUCACUGUGGAUUUAUUAAAGGUGGUGGGGCUGACAUGUCUGUUGAAGAUAUCAAUUAUGUCAAGAAAUGCAGAUUUGUGGUUGCUUCUGGCAUCUUUGAUGGUUAUGAUAUUCCACAUCAGCCUUCAAUUCUAAGUCGUCGUUCUAAAAAACUAUUCUGUUUUCUUAUGGUAGUCGAUGAGAUCUCUCUUGAUUUUAUAAAGGGAAAUGUUACUGUUAAGGAGGAUGCGAAGGGGGGAAAAUGGGUUGGUAUUUGGCGUCUCAUUCUAUUGAAACAUCCGCCUUAUGAUGAGCCAAGAAGGAAUGGGAAGGUUCCGAAGAUUAUAACCCACCGACUGUUCCCUGAAGCACAGUACAGCAUCUGGAUUGAUGGUAAAAUGGAGCUAUUAGUUGAUCCAUUGCUAAUGCUAGAGAGAUACUUAUGGCGUGGAAAAAAUACGUUUGCCAUUGCUCAGCAUAAGCAUCAUCACAGUAUAUAUGAGGAAGCUGACGCAAACAAGCGAAGGAAGCGAUAUGCUCGGCCUCUUCUUGAUCUUCACAUGAAAAUUUAUCGCUACGAAGGAAUGGAGCCAUGGAGUCCCAAAAAGAAAACAGUUAGUGAUGUGCCGGAAGGAGCCAUCAUCAUACGGGAACAUACUGCUAUGAGUAAUCUGUUUAGUUGUUUGUGGUUCAAUGAGGUUGACCUCUUCACUCCAAGAGACCAACUGAGUUUUGGUUAUGUAGUGUACAGAUUAAAGGGUAUGUUCGAGUUCUUUAUGUUUCCAAAUUGUGAGUACAAUUCCCUGUUCGUGUUGCAUCCACACAUACGGGAGCAUUCUUCUCGAAUAGAGUGGGUAACAAAUUGGGAUCAGCUUAAAGGAAAUGCUAAGAUUUCAAAUAAGGGUAAGGAUUGGGACCAAGCUAGUGGGAGCAAGGAUAAUUUGGUUGAGAGCAGAGGAGGGUUAGGCUUGUGGACUCCUUAUCCAGGGAACCUGGAUGCAGUUGUUCUUCCCCCAGUAGUAAGAGCAUCCAAAGCCGGCUGAGGUUCAUUCUUAUAUCCUUCUCGGUAUUCAGAUUAAUUUUUUCUUGAGAUUUCUUCGUUGUUUCAUUCUGAGAAGAAGAAUGGUGGUGUUGGUUGUUUAAAUUCGGUGGAAAUCUGUACCACGAAGUUGGAAAAAUCCUGAAAUGUCAGCGAUUCCUUGUAUAAGAUCGAAAGGUGAAGAGAGAUAUUGAUGGAUAUGAGCUUGUUUGCAUAUAUGUACAAUCUUUAAGCUUUUUCAAAUCAUGGAAAAAAAUGAAAGAAUGUGUAGGUGCAUUAUAUUUAUCAAGGAUGUAAGAUGAAGGAACUUUCACGGUCGAUGUUGGCGCUGCUUAGUGAUUUCAAUGAAAGGAAAAGAAAAUGGUGUUUUGGGAACUAAGAUGCCAUGAGAUUAUUUCCCUUGUUUUGAUGAUGUUUCCUCAUUAGGGAAGAUUUGUAUGUGUACAAGCAGUUGCAGUGUCUUAAAGAUAAUGCAAUUUUAACUAAAUUCAGUAAUAUUUGCAUUGCUCAUCUCUUCUUGUGCUUAAAAUUCUUGGUUAUAAAUUGGAGGAAUUGUGUUA
Humulus lupulus (European hop) is the source of this 2444-nucleotide messenger RNA. Its product is annotated as probable hexosyltransferase MUCI70. Lineage: Eukaryota; Viridiplantae; Streptophyta; Magnoliopsida; Rosales; Cannabaceae. Bases 341 to 1888 code for a protein of 515 amino acids. The record is from RefSeq and is a predicted model, not a curated record. The transcript is spliced from 8 exons.